Molecule: messenger RNA, 1611 nt
Organism: Bipolaris zeicola 26-R-13
Lineage: Eukaryota; Fungi; Ascomycota; Dothideomycetes; Pleosporales; Pleosporaceae
Exons: 1
Coding region: 1-1611 (536 amino acids)
Source: RefSeq, a predicted model, not a curated record
AUGGCGAACAACACAAAAAGGUACAAGCUCAAAGCAGGGUCACUGGGAUAUCUUGAAGGUCUCACCAUAUCUUCUGGAUCAGGUCCCGCUCUCCAUUACUUUGGAGGUCUGCCUUAUGCGCUCCCGCCAACUGGAGCACAGCGCUUUCGUCCUCCUCGCAAGCUCCCAACGACCCAUACAUAUGGUACCGAGGCCUGUCCAGGCCGCUUCGCAGGGGCCAGCAAGGUAUGCCCUCAGGGUCCGAGUCGAAAUCCACCCGAGCCUUCAACGAUAGACGAAGAUUGUCUACAGCUGAACGUCUGGAUCCCAUCUACAGAUGCACCCAAGGAGGGCUGGCCAGUCCUAUUCUACAUCCAUGGCGGAUUCUUACAAGUUGGCACAUCAAACUGGAAACCAUCUUCUCUUGUAUCACUCCUGGGCGAGUCUGCAUUCAAAGCUAUAGUGGUGGUUCCCACAUAUCGAUUGAAUGUGUUUGGAUUCCUCACUGGAGCAGCCUUCGCAGCCGAAGCUGAGUCUGGCGAGACAUCGGCUGUUGGUAAUAUGGGUUUCUGGGAUCAACGUACGGCGUUGGAGUGGGUUCACGCCAACAUCAGCAACUUCUGUGGCAAUCCUCACAAUAUCACCGUUGGCGGAUAUUCAGCAGGUGCUUAUUCGACGUUUCACCAAUUAGCACACGAGCUGUACCAAGUGCCUGCUGGAGACCAGAUCAUCAAAAGGGUGAUUAUGCUCUCAAACGGCCCUGGAGUACGACCAAAAACGCUGCAAGAACAUCAGGUUCAAUUUGAAGAGUUGCUCUGCAAACUUGACAUACCUGCAAACAUAAGUGACGCCAAAAAGCUCGCUUUACUUCGUGCAAUCCCUUAUCAACAACUUGUCGACGCUCAGAAGACGAUGGUCAUCUCGGAGUUCAAGCCGAUGGCAGACGGGAAAUUCUAUCCGCAGAAUCUGUUCACAAAUAUCAACAGCGGAGAUUUCGCCCGCAGGAUGAAGAAUCGUGGAAUCAAGCUCUUCAGUGGAGAGUGCCGGGACGAGCACACAAUCUAUCGGGUCUGGCGCACGCCUGAAGACUCCUUGAACUCAUUGCGAGUCCGCUUUUGCGCAGAGUAUCCCGCGGGCGUUGUUGACGACAUCCUGAAUCACUACUGCGGCUCUGAGGGCAAACUGCCUGGGAACUGCGAGAAUUGGCCAGAUUUGUUUGGCCGAAUAUAUGCUGAUCUUCAAGUUCAUGGACUCCAACGAGGAUUCUACAAUGCUCUUUUGGAGGAAGGGCUUGAGCCAGGCAAAGAUGUUUUCAGAUACAGUCUCCAUCGACGCUUGGACUGUAUCAAGGCCAUUCUGCCAGUAGAACUGGGAAUUACUCAUACUUCAGAUAUACCCAUUUGGCUUUGGGGCUACGACUUUCCUGAUGGCCUGACCGACCAAGAAAAGGUUUGGUUGAGAGGAUGGAACCAACAGUUUGCGGCAUUCGUGAAAGGCGAGGAUAUUGAAUGGGGUUGUACCAAAUCAAAUGAAGCGAGAAGAUGGAGAGAAGAUGGCGGAACAGAUACUUGGAAGGACUCAAGGUGGGAGGAGGGUCUAGCGCUGUGGAAAGUUGUCCACAAGGACUUGUAG